Messenger RNA from Aphanomyces astaci, 2670 nucleotides. RefSeq lists its product as hypothetical. The coding region runs from base 57 to 1685 and encodes 542 amino acids. The transcript is spliced from 11 exons. Gene Ontology annotation, molecular function: small GTPase binding; guanyl-nucleotide exchange factor activity. Lineage: Eukaryota; Oomycota; Saprolegniomycetes; Saprolegniales; Verrucalvaceae. Gene Ontology annotation, cellular component: membrane; cytosol; endocytic vesicle. The record is from RefSeq and is a predicted model, not a curated record. Gene Ontology annotation, biological process: vesicle-mediated transport.
UCCGAUUAAAAAGGUGACGCCGCCGCCGCCCCCAGGGAAAGGGCGACAACGGACGGAUGGACAGACCGACGGCGCAUGGAGACGACGUGGAAACGCUGAUGAACGUCUCAAUGGAUGAGGUUGUUAUGAAUGUGUCUGUGGACGUGGGAACGGGCAACGAACCGCCACCUACCAUCGUGGCGAAGGAACUGUCACUUGAAGGCCGUGACCUUCGGCACACCAUGAGUGCAAACAACAUGGUGAGUGCGCGGAACUCGACGUUCUGGCUUCAAGUAGUGGCGCAAUCGCAUUCCGAUCCAUCGCUGCAAUCUUCGUCGCCAUCCCUUCAUCGCAGUGUCAGUGUGGACUCGUACGUCGACAAGCCAUGUUCAACCUCUGCGAUUCCGUCCCCCGACAGUGUGCGUGAAGAAUCGAGUGAAAGAACGAUGGAAGAUGAAAUCGUUUACGAGCACGAACGCUACCAGAUCUUGCUCGGUUGGGGUGCCAAGGGAUGCCUGCUUCCCAUGGACCCGAAACGAUACACGAACGCCACGUAUUCCUCUCAUUACCCGAUCUUCCCUACCAUCGCACUGCCAAAGUCCACCCCGACAGGAUCCUGGGAAUGGACGUCUCCGUGGCAGAUUCAUAUCGCGGCAGAUGUCACCGACAAAGACGGAUGGCAAUACGCGAGCAGUUUCCAUCACUUGAGGCAUAACCCCUCCACAUGCUCGCCAGCCCACCGCCCCACGACUUUUACGCGGCGACGGACGUGGAUGCGGCGGCGGGAACUCGUGCCCACCGGGCGCCGCAAGUCAAUGCAUGCGCAUGCCAAUGUCGGCGUCGAUGACUCGAAUUUGGAUCGAAAGACUGGGUGGCUAUACAAGCUUGGCCACGUGCGAAAGAACUGGAAGCGGCGGUUCUUUGUCUUGGACGGCUCCGUGCUGCAAUAUUUUACCGACGACGUGGACGCGACAACCCCCAAGUCCAAAACACACAAACUCAAGGGCGAAGUGCUCUUGUUUCACAAAGACACGACCGUGCACUACGUGGACAUUCACUUGACUGGACGAGACUACACGUUUGCUGUUGAAACCAGCGGCGGAGACUACUCGCUCGUGCUGCAAGCGGCGUCGUUGGACGAGCGGGAAGAUUGGAUCUUUGCCAUCGAAGAGGCGAUUUUAUGCCGAGAGUCGUACCAGGAGACGCGCAGCUCGGAGCUCAAGCAGAAUGUACAGAAACGACGGUCGUUGACGCGGGUGGCGCCGCCAUCUGGACACACAAACGUCAUUUGCGAUCGCAUUGUGAAAGCCCACUCGGAGAAUAUUAGAAAUUUCAUUGCAACGUUUUUGCUCCACUACGACAAGCUAGCCAAACACGAAUGCGUCCCAGUCAAAGUAUUGUCUGCCAUCAAAUCGUUUCGGAUGUUUAUCGAACGCAUCUUGGCCAAGGUUCUCGAACGGUAUCGGGAAUACAUGGUUCAAAUGAAACAAGAAUCCGAGAUUGAACACACAUAUGCUGACGCACGGGACACAGCGUUGAUUCACAUUGAGCAGUUGACGUUUAUCCCAUUGCAAGACGUGCUGUACAAUUUACUCCUCGUGUCCACGGGCGAAGACGUAGCGCGAUUGUUUGAAACGAAGAGGCGGUGGUUAUCUCGUCAAAGCCAAGCGUUCUUUGACAUUCAACCUGGUCACAUGUACUAUUAAUACUGUAUAUUAUAACAACUUCUACAGUAGUAGUAGUCCACUCUAGGGCCGUGUUUCACCAUAUAUAUAUAUUUGUAGAUCCCCAUCCAAGUGGAAGGCAGCGAUUGUCCAGCUCAACCAAAUGGACAAGUAUUCUCUGCCGUUUGAAAAAGGCAAGGCGCUGAUCGAAGCAGCCAAGAGCAUCUACACACUCCACGCGAUGGAGCACGACGUCGCGCAUCAGUUGGCCGCCGACGACUUUUUGCCCAUCUUCAUCUACGUCGUGUGCCAGAGUCGGCUGCGGCAGGUGCUGCUCACGCGGCGCCUUGUGAGUGAGACCAUGAUCUCGUCCGUGUCGAUGGGCGAGGUCGGGUACUACUCGACCAUGCUCGAGGCGGCGGUCGAGUUUAUUGCGUUGUUUGAACUGCCUACCACAAUCAUCUAGUCGGGCAAAAUCACAAACAAAGGGCUGUCUUAUCGAGUUAUUUAGUCCAACUUGGCGCCGUCUCCGUGCGAGUGGGCUAUGGUGGCAGCCAGUUGCUUGAUGGCCACUCGCAUGCGAUGCACCAACUGGAUCGAUUGGCGCGACGACGUCGUGAUGGAUCUGCUGCUAUUGUCGUCGUCGUCUGCUGUUACAUCUUGCUUGGGGGGACACUGAAACAACGAGUUGAGUGUCGGCAACAGAGUUUGCAACGUCGUCAAGAGGUUGGAUUUAUGCGGCCACGCUAUCCAACUAUACUGGGAUCGCAUCUUGACGAGUACUUCCAACACAAACACGGCUUCGUGCAUCUACCCACGUAAGAAUAUUCUGUCAAUUUCAGACGCACUAUGAUUGGCUAAAAAGAACAGGGAAUUAUCUCCCAAAAAAAUCCCUCUGAAACUCGGUUUUCUAUUUGAUUUCACAGGUUCAACAAUUACUAGAUUCAACCACCACACAAAUUACAAUAUAUAAAACAACAAUCCAAACAAUAUUUUGUGGUGGAUUUGGUAUAUACAUUUCCAGACC